Synchiropus splendidus (mandarinfish) is the source of this 4024-nucleotide messenger RNA. RefSeq names its product F-box protein 11b (gene fbxo11b). The transcript is spliced from 22 exons. NCBI's taxonomy places the organism in Eukaryota, Metazoa, Chordata, Actinopteri, Syngnathiformes, Callionymidae. Bases 245 to 2920 code for a protein of 891 amino acids. Gene Ontology annotation, molecular function: protein binding; zinc ion binding. Gene Ontology annotation, biological process: ubiquitin-dependent protein catabolic process; regulation of apoptotic process; protein ubiquitination. The record is from RefSeq and is a predicted model, not a curated record.
UUCAAUUGUUUCCCGUGUGGGUUAAUGGCUCCUCCUGCUACAGACUGAGACGGAGCUGGCACCGAGCGGCGAUACGGGGGAAGCUGGAACACCACUGACGAGGGGAAUUUAAAGCCAUCUUACCUCAAACACCAGCGAGUUGACGCUCGCAGCGUUGAGGACUCUCUGGGAAAAGGCUGCCCGGGUGGUUGUGUGGAUUGAGGGUUGACGAUAGCGGUGAAUUUUUCGCCAACCAACUCCCCAGAUGAACUCCGUCAGAGCCACCAACAGGAGACCCAGGCGAGUGUCGAGGCCGCGCCCGGUGCAGCCCGAACGGAACAACGGGGAUAGAGAUGAGGAGGCUCCUGCAGCAGCUGCAGCAGAGAUGGCUAUUGAGGAAUCCGGUCCAGGCGCUCAGAACAGUCCCUACCAGCUUCGACGCAAAACCUUGCUUCCUAAAAGAACUGCUACCGCCUCUGCUGCCGCCUCUGCCUGCCCCAGCAAGAGUCCAAUGGAGGGAGCCUCCACCUCAUCAACAGAUGCCUUUGGUCACAGAGCCAAACGGGCACGAGUGUCCGGUAAGAGCCACGACCUGCCAGCAGCGCCAGCUGAGCAGUAUCUGCAGCAGAAGCUCCCAGACGAGGUGGUUCUGAAGAUCUUCUCCUACCUGCUGGAGCAGGAUCUGUGCCAGGCAGCGUGUGUUUGCAAGAGGUUCAGUCAGUUAGCCAACGACCCCAUCCUGUGGAAGCGUCUUUACAUGGAGGUGUUUGAGUAUACGCGACCCAUGAUGCACCCGGAGCCUGGCAGGUUCUACCAGGUCAGCCCAGAGGAGCACGAACACCCAAACCCCUGGAAGGAGAGCUUCCAACAGCUGUACAAAGGGGCUCAUGUGAAACCAGGUUUCGCCGAACACUUCUACAGCAACCCUGGCCGGUAUAAGGGCAGAGAAAACAUGCUGUACUAUGACACCAUUGAAGAUGCGUUAGGGGGCGUCCAGGAGGCCCACUUUGACGGUCUCAUCUUUGUCCACUCCGGUAUUUACACAGACGAGUGGAUUUAUAUAGAGUCUCCCAUCACUAUGAUCGGUGCAGCUCCUGGUAAAGUAGCCGACAAAGUGGUGAUAGAAAACACUCGGGAUUCAACAUUUGUCUUCAUGGAGGGAUCAGAGGAUGCCUACGUAGGAUACAUGACCAUUAAGUUUAAUCCUGAUGACAAGUCGGCGCAGCACCAUAACGCACACCACUGCCUGGAGAUCACAGUCAACUGUAGCCCAAACAUUGACCACUGCAUUAUCCGCUCCACGUGCACAGUGGGUUCAGCCGUGUGUGUGAGCGGUCAGGGGGCGUGUCCGACCAUCAAGCACUGCAACAUUAGCGACUGUGAGAACGUCGGCCUCUACAUCACAGACCACGCACAGGGCAUUUAUGAGGACAACGAGAUUAGUAACAACGCCUUAGCAGGUAUCUGGGUGAAAAACCAUGGCAAUCCCAUCAUUAGACGCAACCACAUCCACCACGGGAGAGAUGUUGGAGUGUUCACGUUUGAUCACGGCAUGGGCUACUUUGAGAACUGCAACAUCCAUCGGAACAGAAUUGCUGGUUUCGAGGUGAAGGCGUACGCCAACCCCACUGUGGUCCGCUGUGAGAUCCACCACGGGCAAACAGGAGGAAUCUACGUGCAUGAAAAGGGCCGGGGGCAGUUUAUAGAGAAUAAAAUCUACGCUAAUAACUUUGCUGGUGUCUGGAUCACAUCCAAUAGUGACCCGACGAUACGGGGAAAUGCAAUAUUCAAUGGUAACCAGGGAGGCGUGUACAUAUUUGGAGAUGGGCGGGGCUUGAUAGAGAGUAAUGACAUAUAUGGUAACGCGCUGGCUGGAAUCCAGAUCCGGACCAAUAGUUGCCCAAUUGUACGACACAAUAAGAUCCACGACGGUCAACAUGGAGGAAUCUAUGUGCAUGAAAAGGGUCAGGGGGUCAUUGAGGAAAACGAGGUUUACAGCAACACCCUGGCGGGAGUCUGGGUCACCACGGGCAGCACGCCAGUCCUCCGCAAGAACCGCAUCCACAGUGGCAAGCAGGUUGGUGUCUACUUCUAUGACAAUGGUCACGGCGUGUUGGAGGACAAUGACAUCUACAACCACAUGUACUCUGGUGUCCAGAUAAGGACGGGCAGCAACCCAAAGAUCCGCCGCAACAAGAUCUGGGGAGGACAGAACGGAGGGAUUUUGGUUUACAACUCAGGUCUGGGCUUCAUCGAGGACAACGAGAUCUUCGACAACGCCAUGGCAGGAGUCUGGAUCAAAACCGACAGCAACCCCACUCUGAGGAGGAACAAGAUCCACGACGGCAGAGACGGAGGCAUCUGUAUCUUCAACGGAGGACGAGGUCUGCUGGAGGAGAACGACAUCUUCAGAAAUGCUCAGGCUGGAGUGCUCAUCAGCACCAACAGUCACCCCAUCCUCCGCAAGAACCGGAUUUUUGACGGCUUUGCUGCAGGUAUUGAGAUAACAAAUCACGCCACCGCCACUCUGGAGGGCAACCAGAUCUUCAACAACCGCUUUGGGGGUCUUUUUCUGGCCUCAGGGGUCAACGUCACCAUGAAAGACAACAAGAUCAUGAACAACCAGGACGCCAUCGAGAAGGCGGUGAGUCGAGGACAGUGUCUCUACAAGAUCUCCAGCUACACCAGCUACCCCAUGCACGACUUCUACAGGUGUCACACGUGCAACACGACAGACAGAAACGCCAUCUGCGUCAACUGCAUCAAGAAAUGUCACCAAGGUCAUGACGUGGAGUUUAUACGACAUGAUCGGUUUUUCUGUGACUGUGGUGCCGGGACAUUGUCCAACCCAUGCACUCUGGCGGGAGAACCCACACACGACACAGACACUCUGUAUGACUCGGCGCCGCCCAUCGAGUCAAACACGCUGCAACACAACUGAAGGCCUCGAAUUGAUUUACACUUUCAUAUUUAAAGAGAACAUGACAUUGCACGAAGGCCACACACACACACACACACAACACACAGUUACAGACACACACACACGCACACACACACAUCCACUGUCAUGGACAAGGCGCCGAAGAGACGCCGAGAUUUCAGUGCUGCGGCGGUUCAUGACAAUGCAGUGGACACGGACUCCACGAGACGGAGCAGAUGAGCCGCAAGAGAUUCCUGGUGCAGUCAGGAGGAGGAGGAGGAGGAAGGUGGCGGUGUUAACCAGUGUGUAAAGUUCAUGCUGUCAAAGAAACUAUUAGCUUACAUGCUGCUGCCUUGCCCAAGGGCUACAUGGCAGUCGUGAUUCAUCAUCAGCUGGAUAAAUGACUCCAUGCUGGUGGGUGGGUGGCUGUGUGUUUGUGUGUGUGUAAAGGAUGGUGUGUGUGUGUGUGUGUGUGCGCGCGCGCGAGAUGGAGCACUUCAACUUUUUUUUAAAAAAAGCUAAGUGUGUUCAGAUCAGUUAUUUUAUUUCCAUACUUUCUUAUGUAGUUUUGUAUUUCCAAGCAAAAAGCUAAACUGUAUUUGAAUGUCUUUUAUUUUAUUAUAUAUUAUAUUUUCCUUUUGUUUAGCGUCCCUGAACUCUCCCUCAUCCCCCGGCAAGCUGCAGACGCUCCAAAAUGUCCCAGUGGUGAAGUUCUUUCUGUGAAAGAGAAUCUGGUUUAAACACUAAAACCCUCUCUGCUCUGAUCUAGUGGAAGAACUCCACUCUUGUGUAAAUGUGUGUACGAAUGUGUGUGUUAAUGUGCAGUGUGGAGAGGGUGUCACUAGAGGGCGACAGCCCCGCAGAACUGGAGCAGUGAGCAGUCAUGCAGUACCGCCUCCCCCCCGUGUCUUCCCCCGUGUAUCGUGGUGACUGUGGCUCCUCAUGCAGCCUGAACCGUAUGCAUGUAUCAUAAUGACAUUUAGACUUAAUAUAUUGUGAAGUAUUAAUAACCUUUGUGUAGAUUGAUAGUUGGAAUUGAAAAAAGGGUAUAUUUCUUAGAAAGAGAAGGACUACGGGAAACUGGCCAUUUCUAAGAAAAAUAAAACUUUAUUAGAUCACUCUGGU